This is a messenger RNA of Aedes albopictus (Asian tiger mosquito), 4407 nucleotides long. RefSeq lists its product as uncharacterized. The record is from RefSeq and is a predicted model, not a curated record. The transcript has 2 exons. Lineage: Eukaryota; Metazoa; Arthropoda; Insecta; Diptera; Culicidae. Bases 1 to 4407 code for a protein of 1468 amino acids.
AUGCAGCUGGAAGAAGCAAAAGCGUUAGAAGAUCGAUUGCGUCGUAAGCAAGCAGAAAAGGAAAGAGAGUAUUUGAUCGUAAAACACCAAUUGGAGGCCGAACUGGAAGCGGAAGAAAGGGUCGAGAGUAGUCGUGCUAGCGGGCGAAGCGCAGGAUCUCAUCGUAGCCGACAUGAGAAUACCCGUGCAUGGGUCGCGCAGCAAAAUAAUAUACAGACACUAAAUGCUCCAGAUCUGAAAAUCGUUGCCAGGCCGACGCUUCAGCCACAGUCAAAUACCCCAGCAGCUUCAACCAGUGAACCAAUGAAUCAAGUAUGGAAUUGUGGUCGAAACAUCGUUUCCCAACGAACAUUUUCCCCAGCAGCACAUAUUCAAGAUGACUACGUGCGAAACACACUUGCGGAAAACGUACAGCAACUUCCUAUGCAGACAGGACCGUCCAGCUCCGCGAAGUCUAAUGAGGCUGUAAACCAAGUGCGAACAUGUGACUUCUUCCCAGAACCUAUUGCUGCAGGAUUAAGCCGGGUGCCAUUCCCGUCGUUGAGGAAUUCGAACUCCGAGCCACAGCAGCCGUUCAAGUCUUUCACACCGGUGGCUCCACCGCAAUCCCGACUUGACCAACAAACACCGUUUGCGACACAGUGGCCUGGAGCCGCAGGAACUGUUCUGAUUACUCCCCAGCAAAUCGCCGCUAGACAAGUUGUUUCUCGAGAGCUCCCUAAAUUCUCCGGUGAUCCUCUGGAGUGGCCUAUGUUUUUGAAAGCAUUCGAAUCAACGACAGAGAUGUGCGGAAUCCAACCAGACGAGAAUCUAGCGAGAUUGCAGAAAAGCCUCGUGGGAAGCGCGCGAGAGAAAGUAUUGAGCAUUCUGACGCUGCCAGAAGCUAUUCCGGAAAUCAUUGCUACUCUGCGCGAAGAAUGCGGCCGGCCGGAUCAACUUGUCCAUUGCUUGCUUGCAAAGGUCCGAAAUGCUCCCGCUCCCAAUGUGAACAAGUUAGACACUUUGGUGACAUUUGGACGAGAAGUCAAGAACCUCGUCACGUAUAUCGAAGCCGCGAAGCUGCAAGAUCAUCUGGCUAACCCAAUGCUUCUUUCAGAGUUAGUUGGAAAGCUUCCCCCAAGUCUACGGCUGGAUUGGGGACUGCACCUUCAACGCAACCAGGAAGCAACACUGAAGGCCUUUAGCAACUUCGUCUCGGUGAUUAAAACGGCUGCGUGUCAAGUGUCAUUGGCAUCCGAUACUGUACCAUUGGAACAAUCGAAGCGAGUUAUCAAGAGGGAGAAGACAGGAUUUGUCAAUGCACAUUCCACCGAUGACGAACAAAAGGAUGAAACGCGUACUCAAUCAAGAACCGAACUGCGGCCGUGCAUUUACUGCCAACUAGACGGACAUAAAAUUCGAGACUGCAUCAAGUUCAAAGGAUGUCCGAUUGGGGAGCGUUGGAAGUUUGUAGAAGAACACAACCUCUGUCAACGGUGUUUGGCAGGUCACGGAAAAUGGCCAUGCCGGACCAAACAACCGUGCGAAUUCGACAAUUGUAAGGAAAUGCACCACAAGCUUCUCCAUCCCGGAAAGUCCGCCAAUGUUGCACCAAACCCAGUGGAACCACAAUCGGGUACAGUCAGCACACAUCGUCAAGAGACAUGCGGAACUCUUUUCAGAAUCCUCCCAGUAACUCUAGAGGCCAAGGGGAAAUCCAUCACCAUUUUCGCUUUCUUGGAUGAUGGAUCGGAGCUGACCCUUCUGGAAUCGAGCAUUGCCAGCGAGCUCGGACUUGACGGCGAAAGCGGUACUCUCUGUCUCCAAUGGACUUGUAACGUCACAAGGAACGAAGAAACGUCGCGCCGCGUGGAACUAAAUAUUUCGAACCACAACAAUCAGACAAAAUAUCCCCUGUCGGACGUCCGAACCGUUGAAAGCCUAGGACUACCUAAGCAAACUUUGGACUAUAAGAACCUGUCAAGACAAUAUCCAUAUCUGGACGGACUUCCUGUCGAAAGUUAUGCAGAGGUGUAUCCUCAAAUGCUUAUUGGACUGGACAACAUCAAAUUGACCGUUCCCCUUAGCAGGCGUGAAGGUAGAAACGGAGAACCAGUUGCAACCAAAACAAGACUUGGUUGGACGAUUUGUGGUGGACAUGCCAAUCAAUCGGGGCCAAAUCACAUCCACGUUCACGGUUGCCAUCGCAAAACGUCUCAAGAUCUGCACGAGUUGGUCAAAGACUAUUUCAAUAUGGAAACCGUCGGAAUCAAUAGUGUUGUCGUCCUACCGGAAGCACCUGAAGACCAACGCGCUCGGAAAAUCUUGAAAGACACCACCAAACGCACCGAGGAUGGCAGGUAUGAGACAGGACUACUAUGGAAUAAUGACGAGAUCAGACUUCCUAAUAGUUACCCGAUGGCUCUGCAGCGACAUAAGUGCCUCCAGAGACAAUUGACGAAAUCACCAGAUCUAAAAAUUGAAUUCGAAGAGCAACUUGCCGAAUUUCUCUCCAGAGGAUAUGCGCAUAAAGUUACUGAAGAAGAGUUCCGACAAUUAGACCAGCGCCGCACGUGGUUCUUACCUCUCGGGAUAGUUCGGAAUUCCCGAAAACCCAACAAAAUACGUAUCGUUUGGGAUGCUGCUGCCCGAGUUGGAGAUGUUUGCCUGAAUUCGGAACUGUUGAAAGGUCCGGAUAUGUUAGUCUCGCUUCUUGGAGUCGUCUUCCGUUUUCGUCAAAGAAUGUACGCUAUUGCAGGAGAUAUUCGGCAGAUGUUCUUACAAAUAAAGAUGAGAGAGAUUGAUCGUCAGUCGCAGUUGUUCCUAUACAGCUGCGAAGGGAUAGCUGAGCCGGAUAUUUAUAUGUUGGAUGUCGUCACGUUCGGAGCAAGAUGCUCUCCUUGUUCUGCACAGCACGUAAAAAACUUGAACGCCUUGGAACAUGCAACCGAGUUCCCCGAAGCAUCCGAAGCCAUCGUGAAAAAUACGUAUGUAGACGAUUAUCUCGACAGCAGAGAUACGAUAGACGAACUCGUAAAGUUAGCGAACCAAGUACGUACCAUCCACAAAAACGCAGGAUUUGAGAUACGUAACUGGCAAUCCAAUUCGGUUGAGGUCUUGGAACGAAUGGGAGACAAAAGCGACGAAGCAACGAAGAAUUUUACGGCCGACAAAACUACUGCAACAGAACGCGUGUUGGGUAUUGCAUGGAUCCCGUCCGAAGAUGUGCUCACGAUCAGCGUACAGUUCAAGGACGACCUGGAACCACUGCUGUCUGGCGAGGUAAAACCAUCGAAACGUCAAGUACUCCGUGUGGUGAUGAGUUUCUUCGACCCUCUCGGGCUAAUCUCGUUCUAUACGGUUCAUGGAAGAAUUCUAAUCCAGGAUAUCUGGCGGUCGGCAGUUCAGUGGGACGACCCCAUUACAGAGUCAGACUUCCUGAACUGGCAGCGGUGGAUUGUACGAUGUCCGAACUUAAACGAGGUGCGUAUACCAAGAUGCUAUUUCCCGGAUCGAUCGAAUGACGAGUGUUACACAAAUCUACAACUGCACAUCUUUGUGGAUGCGAGUGAGCAGGCCUACUGCAGUGUAGCUUUUUUUCGAAUAGUUGAUCAAGGGGUUCCACGGUGUGCACUUAUUGCUGCUAAAUCGAAGGUGACACCGCUGAAACCGCAAUCCAUACCACGCAAUGAGUUAAAUGCGGGAGUUCUUGGUGUGCGUCUAAUGAAGACUAUCUUGGAGAACCACACGCUGCCCAUCUCAAAACGAUUCAUAUGGACUGACUCUACGACUGUAUUGGCAUGGUUGCGAGCGGAUCCUCGACGUUAUCGCCAAUAUGUGGCACUGAGAGUUGUUGAAAUUCUGAACGAUAGCGACAUCAGUGAAUGGCGAAAGGUGAAAUCGGACGUAAACGUCGCCGAUAUGGCAACGAAAUGGGGAAAUGGGCCAUGCUUCGACCCCAAAAGUGUUUGGUUCAACGGCCCUGCAUUUCUCCAUGAGCCGGAUAUCGAAUGGGAUGUAGCAGAGCCAAUUUCAUCCGAAGUGAACGAAGAACUCAGAGCGGUACACGUACAUCUCAACACUAACAGCAACCCACCGGUCAACUUCACGAAUUUUUCGACCUGGAAUGACCUUGUUAAGAGAGUCGCCCAUCUGUACCAUUUCAUCCAUCAAUGCAGGUCAAAAACACGAACUAAUGAUAACACGAACAGAACCCCGAACGUGAUUUUGUCCCGACAGGAUUACGACCAGGCCGAGAAGAGUAUUUUGCGUAUGGUACAACUGCAACAGUUCCCGGACGAAGUGGCAUGCCUGCAGAAAGGCGCCAACUGUUCGAAAGAAUCGAAGAAUCGGAUUACGAAAUCAAGCCCACUCGUGAAACUGUCUCCGUACAUCGAUGAGGACGGCAUUCUGCGGAUGGAAACAUAG